AUGCGCGGCUCUCCCGGUGCGCCGAGCUCCCCCCCUGCCCGAGACUACCGCUGUCCGGGGCUCCCGGUGUACCGAGCUCCCCCCUGCUCAGGGCUCCCGCGCUUCCCCCCGCCCCCUUCCGAGGACUCCCGGUGCCCCGGGGAUGGGCUGGGACCAUCCCCGGCGCACGGGCCCCCCUUUUUCUGCUUUCCACCAGCCGACAGCACGCUGAGCCGUCCCCGCUGCCGCCGCCGCCCGUCCCGUCCCGGGCCUCCCCCGCUGAAGCCGCCCGCCCUGGCGCUGAGCCGGGCCCGCCUGUGCCUGCCCCCGCAGCCCUGCCAGCCCUGCCUGCGGGUGCGCCUGGCCCUGCCCGCCGCAGGUGGGCUGGGGGGGGGUCUCGCCCUCCCACCCGUGUCAAUGCCCCACGCCGGUGUCUCGCAGGGCUCGGCGGGGCCUCCCGCUCGCUUCCCCCCGCCCCCUUCCGAGGACUCCCGGUGCCCCGGGGAUGGGCUGGGACCAUCCCCGGCGCACGGGCCACCCUUUUUCUGCUUUCCACCAGCCGACAGCACGCUGAGCCGUCCCCGCUGCCGCCGCCGCCCGUCCCGUCCCGGGCCUCCCCCGCUGAAGCCGCCCGCCCUGGCGCUGAGCCGGGCCCGCCUGUGCCUGCCCCCGCAGCCCUGCCAGCCCUGCCUGCGGGUGCGCCUGGCCCUGCCCGCCGCAGGGCUCGGCGGUGUCCGUGGGCUGCAGCUCAACUUCCUGGAGCUGGGCUCCAACCGCCCCGGCUGGCUGCAGGUGUGGCGGAGGCACUGGGCACCGGGCGGCUCGCCGUGGCAGGUCCAGUUCGACUGCUUCCCAGCGGAGAGCGGGCGGCGGGUCCUCGUCUCCCUCCGCACCAUCCCUGACCGAGGCUUGGCCAUCAGCCGCAGCUACCGUCUUGCUGCCCAGCCGCCCGGACCCGUCUUCACCCAUACCUGGGUCCCCGAGGAGCGGGCCAUCGAGGUGCAGGUGCCCGAGGGCCCUGCCCUGAUGGUGCGGCUGUGCCACCAGCUGGCCCUGGUGUGCGAGGAGCUGCCCCGGCCCUUCCACCAGCAGGUGCUGGUGCUGGGGGGCCACAGCGUCUCGCUGUCGUAUGAGUUCCUGGUGCCCUGCCUGUGCAUCGAGGCCUCCUACCCUGACCACGACAGCCCACGCAGCAAGCGCUGCCCCUUCCGUGACCAGCCAGCUCUCUAUGGCCCUGAGCUGUGGUCCUCGGUGCACUUCCACGACUACAGCGCCAGCAGCAAGGACCAGAUGGCAAUGGUGCUGAGUGCCAGCUGCCCCCUGCACCCCCAGGCCACCCUGUGCUGGAGGGAGGCAGCAGAUGAGACUGCGCCCUGUCACGAUGUCCCCAACUCCACGGCCAGUGAGGAGGAACAGGCAUACACACUGGACAAGGUGGACGUGCACCCCCAGCUCUGCUUUCGGUUCUCCUAUGGGAACAGCAGCCACGUGGAGUGUCCCCACCGACAAGAGACCGCCUGGAACGUCUCGGUGAGUGCCCGGGGGCUGCAGCUGCACCUGCGCCUCACCUCCAGCAUCGCCGCAGCCUUCACCGCAGCCCUCUGCCAGCAGCGGGGCGGGCACUGCGAGCCCGAGGCCCCCCUCUACACCGUCACCCUGCCGGAGGGCUCUGCCCCGGGGGAGCUGGCGCUGCUGCUGCCGGUGCAGGUCCUGGGCAGCUGCGUGCUGGUGUGGCGCUCGGAUGUGCGCUUUGCUCGGAAGCAGCUGCUCUGUCCUGACAUCUCUCGCAGGCACUUUGGGCUGCUGGGACUGGCACUGGUGUUGGGACUGGUGGUGACCAUGUUGCUCCUCAACUGCCGUGGAGGCUGGAGGCCAACUGCUGGUGCCCCAGGUGGGCGCCCGGUGCUGCUGCUGUACUCGCCGGACUCGGAGGAGCACCUGGGGCUGGUGUGUGCCCUGGCUGAGCGGCUGCGUGCGGGGCUGGGCUGCGACGUGCGCCUGGACCUGUGGGAAGCCGGGUGCGUGGGGCAGACGGGCGCCCUGCCCUGGCUCUACGCCCAGCGGGGCCGUGUGGGCCGCCAGCGCGGCACCGUCCUCCUCCUCUGGAGCCGGGGCAGCACCCAGCUUUUCCGCCGGUGGAGGGUCGGGGCGGCCAGCAGUGUCCCCGGGGACGCCCACGACAUCUUUGGGGCAGCCAUGGCCUGCCUGCACGGGGAGCUGGGGGCGGCAGACCGCGGCGGUGGCUGGGUGCUGGCCUACUUCAGCCGGCUCUGCAGCCCCCGCGAUGUCCCCCGGCCCCUCCGUCCCCUCCCCACCUACCGCCUGCCCCGCCAGCUGCCCGGGCUGCUGGGUGCCCUGCGGGGCAGCCCCCCGGCCCCCCGCCGCUGCGGUCGGGGUAGGACAGAGGGACUCCUGCACCGGCUGCUGCAGGCGGGGGCUGGGGGGGGCAGCCCCCCACCGCGGGACCCCGGAGCAGCUGCUGGCACCUGAGCACCCACGCCGGGGCUGAGCUGGGCAUUGC
Calidris pugnax (ruff) is the source of this 2500-nucleotide messenger RNA. It is a transcript of the gene IL17RE, whose product is annotated as interleukin 17 receptor E. Bases 1 to 2469 code for a protein of 822 amino acids. Gene Ontology annotation, molecular function: interleukin-17 receptor activity. The transcript is spliced from 17 exons. The record is from RefSeq and is a predicted model, not a curated record. Lineage: Eukaryota; Metazoa; Chordata; Aves; Charadriiformes; Scolopacidae.